AUGCCGGCUUCUCAUGCUUUGCGUUCCUAUGCUCCUUGGGCAGGUGAAAUAUUAAAUACAAUAUCUUUCACAAUUUUGAAACUAAUCCAAGCUACAAAAAGCUCAGACACGUUUGAGCACAUUUAAGCCGCAACGCCAUAUUAAGUCCACGGAUUACUUUGCUCUCACGAUUGAGUUUUUUGGUUGGUAGUUUUCGAGGAAGUUGUUGUUUUAUAGCACCUAAAAAGAUCGAGAAAAAGGAAAGUAAACGGUAAAAUCAAAAUCAGAACUGUCUGUUGUUCAGGCUUCGUCUCAAGCUGCAUGCACGAUUAUGUUUGCUUUUUUUACAUAAAGUGAAAGACAGGAUGGUUUUCUGUUAUCUAAUUCAUUACAAUGCACACUACUGGUUAGUGUGUAAGUUAUACAGAUGCUUACACAAACAAAAUAUAAAAACUCUUUUUAAAUAGUAAUUUCAUCAAUUUGAGGUCACGGGUACAUCUCUCAGGAAUGAAGAGUAUUAUUUUUUUAACCAGAAUUGGAGGACUAAAUUGGGAAUUUGUGCUGAUUAAAGGCAAAAUGUCGUCAUCGUGAUGGACUGGGUACAGCACACAACUGUUCCCUCUUCUCCAGUGUAAAGUAAGGUUUUAUGUUUAUCUUCUUUGUUUUUCUAUUUGUUUGUUUUCUACAGCUUGUAAAAAUGAAUUGAUGAAGUUGGUUCAAGAGGCAAAAGGUACUAUGAUUAUCCGCCAUUAAGCAGUUGAUAUUUCUGAUGGGAGGUGGGUGUACAGAUACGAGGGGCCAGUGUAAAACUCUUUACUUCAGGUCGAGUUUGGUCUUCCAAUUUUUCUCUGGGAGGACUGCUUGAUCUUUUAUUCAAAAUUUGCGGGUCGGUGCUCUACCUGAAUAAUUUGAACAUUAUCUAUGCGAAUAUUUUUUAUCGCGACAGAAAUAAAUAUUCCAGAUAUAUUCCUUUUACUUAAGGUGGAAAAUAACACAUCACGAAUUAUUUUAUUUUUUUUAAAGCACAAAAUUAUUCUUUUAUUUAAUUUUCAGAUUAGGGGAGGUUUAAAUCUUUUAAUUGUGUAAGUUUUUUUGGCCCACAGUUUGUAGGAGGUUUUUAACACCUGCGGCACAAAAGUUCGCUAAACACGCACGAGAAAAUAUCCAGUUUAACAAUGAGAUUGUUACGGCUGGAAAAGAGCUUGCUGAUGGCGAAAUAGAUACAAAAGGUUGGUUAAAAAGUUUCUAUGUCAGUUUUAUUGUACCGGAUGUCAGUUAAAAUUACAACGUGCUUGCAAUGCAGUCGUAAACUGGCAACGAUAAAGAAUCCUGUUAGAUUGGGAUUUUGACAACGUCGUGAACCUCACUAGUUUGACAAUGCUUUUAUACUUAACUAAAAAAUCAAUAUUCACCAUAAGCAGAAAUAUGUCAAGCCCCUCUAGUGUGUUUGUUUUUUUAAUACCAGCAUACUUAAAAAACUAAGCGAUGAAGAACUGAGUUUCCAUCGCUGCAAAGAAACCAUUACAAACUUCACAAGAAGAAGGUUCUUUUGUAGCUCCCUUAAAACAACCUCAGCCGCAUCCAUCUUUUUACAAGCAUUUGAUGUAAAAAUGUCAAUGUCCAACAUAUAUUGCCUGAAUCCGGCUAACUGAUUCACAGGUGACCCUCCAGAGGAAAAGAAAGUGGAGAAGGCGGAGAAAAUGGCAGCCAAUCUGACUUAUCGCGGUAACAUCAAGCAGGCUUCCUUAUGCUUUUUACAACAUACACCCAACGAUGACGAAAGGCGGAACAGGCUAAUCUAUCACCUCAAAAAACGUGACGUAAACAUCAUGCCGAGAGAAUAUCCAAGCCACAUUAACGAAAAAUAAAUUAAAAAGAGCUUACCUAAUGCGACACUGUCGAACAUUUUUAAGAAGCAGUGGAUGACCCAUCAUAGACACCACUAGUACUUAAUGUUCCUAAUAUUUGACUUCGCGGGUAGCUACGUUGUCAACGUGUGCAACUGUAAUGAUCUUUUAAGUUAAAAUUUUUAUCGAUGAUUUAUAGGCAUCAAAUGAGGGUCUUCUUUACCAAAUUAGUUAAGGAUACUAUAAAUGUUUUUCACGCUAUUUUAGAUUAUUUUUUAAUAAUGCCUAAAUCAUCACAUGUAAGUAAAUGUUCCGUAAUAGAUGGCAUCUCACUGAAUAUUUUCUUCUCCAAUCCACAGGCUAUAUAUACAGAGUAAAUCCACAUGGCAGCAAAGUGAGUUACAGAGCUUUAAAAAUAACCAGCCUAGUUUGUAACCGUGAUCACAUUGUCAGCCAAUAGAUCAUCAUUCCCCCAAUUAUAUAAUAUGAAACUUGAACACAACGAGCCGAUGAUGUUUCAGCCAUUCGUAAUAGUUGUCAAAGAAAGUCCUCCAAAUAUUCUCAGCUUCAUUGCAAGCUGUUCAUCGUAACCAGCCAACAAAAGCAUUUGGUUUGCAUAACUGAUUUUCUUAACAAUAAACCUGCCAGUAGUUUGAGUAAACUAUUACUAAGGUGAAUCACUGUGGAAACAUUUUCAUCUUUCAGGGAGAUGUGAUGCUACCAUUUGAAGCAUAUAAGAAGGUAAGCGGGGCCUACAGCUAAGUUUCUAUGCCUUCAAACCCAACUAUUCUCAAGAAAAAAAUUACAAUCCUCCUUCUCCGGCGUUGCUAUUAAAAUUUUAUGAAAGAUUUCAUCAUGAGUGAGAGACUGCAUGGCCUUGUGAGGUCAGUCUUGAGUGCAAUAGACAAAGCCCAGACUGUGUGUCAUCCAUUAUGAAGGGGGUAAGUUUCUAGAGAAACUGUUGUGCUGUGCCCCCCUGGUUAACAAUGUAUUGAUAUUGUGAGGAGACAUUACUAAGUUUCACACCUAAGUUUGAAAGGGGUUCAGUAACCUUCAAGUUAUCCUUAAUUUUCUUUGUCUUGUUUUGUUUUGUUUUUUUUACAUUGGGCAGGAUACUCCCCCAGAGUGUAAAACUCUGAUCACAGGCUUUCUGGAAAGAAACAGCCAUGCUGGUAGAAGUGAUUAAGCUGAUGGCAGCAUACAUGUGAAACUUCUGAAAGUUUUUAAAAUGCUUCACUGUCAUCCAGUGGUUAACUGUUAGUGACAAUAAAAAUUGAGUGUAUCACACAAACUUCAGGGGUUAGUUUCAUUUUCAGUUUUUCGGAGAGGUUUGUU
This is a messenger RNA of Pocillopora meandrina, 3161 nucleotides long. The record is from the annotation of a GenBank genome assembly. Lineage: Eukaryota; Metazoa; Cnidaria; Anthozoa; Scleractinia; Pocilloporidae.